GAACAAGAGGGCCGGUCUGUUGAGCGUUUCCGGAGGAGGCGGAUAAUAAUCCCAACCUUCCCAUUCCUAAUGCGAGCACGAAGGUAUUGCCUCCAACUCGCCUCAUAGGAAACCGCUUUUCGGAAUGCAAUUCAACUUAAGAUAUUGAAAUUCAUUGUUCGUUUGUCCUUGUCGAGAUGUACAUUAUUGUGCCUCGGUUUCUUUAUUGUGUGAAAUAGCAAAAAAAAACAAAAAAAGUAAUUCCAACCUCUCGUGUAUAAUGUGACAGCUGUCGCUGCGUAUGUGCCAUUUCCAUUUUUUGGGGGGAGAACUAUCACCUGUAUUCCGUUGAGGCUCCAUGGCGACAUUUUAUUUCGCUCUAGCGAUCACCGCGGCGGCGUUUUGGAGAGUCCAAGGUGAGCCCCGAACUCUGUCUUCCUCUCCCUCCUCGCCGUCGAACACGACCUCAUCAGCCGUCAACCUCCGCAAUGACAACAGCACCCAGGCGGCCAUCGGAUCCCCAACUUCGACCCUCAUGACGUAUCUGCCCACGCUCAAAGUCAUCGUGAUUUUCACCUGCGUGUUGACGGGCGCUCUUAUCACCUGCCUGCUCGCCAAAGUGGUCAGAUCUGGGAGGAGAAUCAGAAAAACCCGGAAGUACGACAUCAUCACGACGCCCGCUGAGCGAGUCGAGAUGGCCCCCCUCAACGACGACAAUGACGACGAGGACGACUCCACUCUAUUUGACGUCAAUUACAGGUAAAUUCACCACGGAGUAAUAUUUGACAACGUUGUUUCCCUCUGGAUCGACUCAUGUGACGUCUCGUGUUUUGUCUCCGACGACUCUUACCGGUGACUUGUUGAAUCGUUUCGCUGCACUUCACAGGGAAAGAACAUGUUGUUGUUGAUCUGCUUUUAUCAUACACACACUGAUACAAGCUUUGCCAUAUCUUUGAUCGAGAGCCGCUGAAAGCUAUACGCGAAACACUAUCAACAAUUUGUACACGCAUUUUUUACUUGACUUCCAUGCCAAAUAUGUCUACUAACCAGUCUUUUUGUGCACAUAAGGCUCACUGUUAUUAACUCAUUCAGUGCCAGCCCUCCCAGUUAACAUGGAUAUUUGACUUCUAAAGCAGUCAGUGGCACUGAAUGUGUUAAAGAUUGGCUAAGCCUAUAUAUUUUUUUUUAUUAUACUGUACAUGUGAUCUUUCUAAUUUACUGCUGUAGCUUACAUAUCUGAAUAAUAAAAUUGCUAUAUUUUGUACUGUAUAGCUGUUUAUGUAUGUCAAAUCUGUUAUUCAGCCAAUUUAGCGGUUAUAUAUUUUCAGGAAGUUAUGACCAUAUCAAGGCCCCGUGUCUUUAGUAUUUUGAGUUCAAACACUAAAAAUGUGAUUAAAUCAUUGCAAAGAGUGGUCGGUGUGUUAAGUGUAUGAAUUGAGAGGUAUAAACCAUAUUGUGUUCAAGCAAAUUCAUUCAAAUACAUGAAACUUUCAUAAUGGGUUUUUCCUCAUCUAUAUAAGACAGGUUUAAGGAACUUUUCACUUUAGAAAACAAGCUGUAAACACUGUAGUAUUGUUUGCCUAAUAGCAUAAUUGCCCAAGUUAUUUUUAACAAUAUCAAUAAAAAAUACGUAGGUACAUAGAAUAGAAAUGAUUUCUUCUUUAUGUCUGUGUGGAUUGUCAUUCAUCCAGGUCACGGUGAUCCGAAAAGGUUGAAUCGAGGCAAAUGGACAUUUCUUGUUUGUUGUUUAUUUAUUUAUAUAUAUAUAUAUAUAUUUAAGAAAACGUUCAAAUAUGACUUCGGCAACUAUACUAUUCAGCUAACAAUGUUUUCUUAAUCUGUAUAAGAAGUGAGUGAAAGCAAAAAUUAAAGUUUAAAAACAUAAUUCCCUUCUAAUUUGAUAUUUGCUUCAGUUUAGUGAACGUGUUCCCCAAAAUGUUUCUGAUUGAUUAUAAUGAUAAUUGAUUAAAAAAAAACAAAAAACGAAACAAUGUGAAACGCAGCUGCUUUCUUACUCUUUUGAAGUACAGACAUUCACAUGUCGGCUCUGAAAAUAUAAUUUUAAUAACUGACCUUAUAUUUUAUUCACAUUGACGCCAAACAGUUUUUGUCCUAUUAAGCUAUUUCUUUUCUUGAGAAGCUAUAGUUUUAUCAAAUUCAAAAUGCUUUAGUGGACAUUUAUUGUCUGUUUUUGAACAUACAAAUAGGAGUGCAGGGUUGAAUGUCUGACAAAGUUUAUAAAUGUUUUAUAUUGUGUUUACUGUUGAUGGGUUUUCAUACACAACCACUAUUCAUUCCAGUAUUGUGUCAUAGUCAAAUCUAUAUCUGAAUGUACAGUAAAUGUGAAGUGGAUUUGCUCAAUGAUGCCACGUUGUCUCUAAAACCGGGAGAGGGGAAAGAAAAACAAAAAAACCUGGUCAUCCAAUGAAUCUAUUCUGGGAUUUCAUCUGAACAGAAUCAUCUGCUACCUUUAAUACUUCUUGUAAAACAAUUUGUUAUGAUGUGAUCUUUUUGAAGAGUGUAGCAAAUUUCGUUAACCCUUUUAAUGGAGUUUUAAGGCAUCCCUGCUUGGUUUCCAAAAUAGGAUUUUGCAGUGUCGCCACAAUGGCCUCCUGUUUCCAGGUCUGUGAAAUAAAAACACCCUUUUAACUGUC
Phyllopteryx taeniolatus (common seadragon) is the source of this 2633-nucleotide messenger RNA. RefSeq names its product family with sequence similarity 174 member B (gene fam174b). The transcript is spliced from 3 exons. Bases 338 to 742 code for a protein of 134 amino acids. NCBI's taxonomy places the organism in Eukaryota, Metazoa, Chordata, Actinopteri, Syngnathiformes, Syngnathidae. The record is from RefSeq and is a predicted model, not a curated record.